Messenger RNA from Stylonychia lemnae, 582 nucleotides. The record is from the annotation of a GenBank genome assembly. Lineage: Eukaryota; Ciliophora; Spirotrichea; Sporadotrichida; Oxytrichidae.
AUGAAAUGGGCUCAAAGAAAGGACAGAGUUUUCAUCACUAUUGAACUAGCUGACUUCGAGAAUCAAAAGAUUGAGCUUACCCCUGAAGGUCAACUUAAAUUCUAAGCUGAUUCACACAAUAAUGUCUAUGCUUUCGAUCUCGGACUCUUCGACUAAGUUGAUGUAGAGUAAAGCAAAUGGAACACUAAGGGUAGAAAUAUCAUUCUCAAUAUUUCAAAGAAAAACACUGAUACAGAUCACUGGCCAAGAUUAACUAAGGAGAAGACUAAGAAUGCUCACAUCCAGAUCGAUUGGUCCAAGUGGGUAGAUGAAGAUGAGGAAGAUGAAGCCAAACCAGUUGGUGAUGAUUUCGAUGGUGAUAACAUGAACAACUUCAACAUGGGAGGCUAUGGUGAAGGUGACUCUGAUGAUGAAGAGGAGGAAGAAGAGACUAAAGAAAACCAAGAACAUGUUCAUGGAGAGAAUUGCAACCAUGAUCAUGAUCAUGGCCACGACCAUGAACACCAUGCUCACACCGAGGAUAAGAAAACUGGUGCUGAUCUUGGAGAUCUUGACGCUGAUGUUGAAGAGCCACCCAAAUGA